CUCAGUACACUGGAAUCUUCAAAUAUCGGCCAUGGGAGGGACUAAUUCAUGGCGUUUAGUCCCAUGGUGUGGGAAGGAGUCCGCUUGAACCUGGUCAGGUGGCCCGAAGCCAGGUCCGAGCUCCGCCAUUUACAUCCUCCGUGACCUCUCUGGGAUUCAUUUUCCUUGUCUGUAAAAUGAAGGGGAGGAUAGGACUAAGUGGCCUCUCAGAACUCUCCCAGCUCUAGAUUCUUAAUCCUAUGAGAUCUAUCAUUUAUAACCAGGUAGAAGGGACGGUUUGGGAAAAUGAGGCCCAGGAAAAUGAUAAGACGGGAACAAGGUCAAGCAGCUGAUACGGGAAGGACCCACGAGUCCAAGCCAGAUCUUUGGAUUCCCGCUCCGGCACCCAGGAAACGGGAGGAAAACCAGGCAUCCCGCCUCCGAGCCUUUGCUCACCUCCAUCCCCACCCCCAGCGGUCCGUUUCCCCAGCCAGCCAAUCUGGGGCUGUCGAGCGGAACGAGGUUGGGAAUGCCCAGCCCGAGGCGAUGCGGUGGAGAGACUGGGGCUGGGAGCCGGGGGCGGGGCCCGUGGACCGAAGGGCGGGACAAAGGAUUCGGGCGAGGCCGGGAGCCGGGACUCUCGGGGCCGCUGUCUCGGGGGGCGAUGGUGGAGAGGCCCUUGGAGCACUAUGAGCUCACCCCUCACUCUCCCUCAGCCCAAGUGACCCCGGAUAGCUGAGCCUGACUUGUGCCCCUGUCCCUGCAUGUGCCGCUCCUCCUCGGGAGGGCUGACCCGUCCUUGUCCCAGAAGCACACCCCAGAACCGUAACGAGCAAUUCUGGCACCUGAUACAGACAGGUACAACCAUCUUUAGGACGAAGGUGGCCAACUCCCAGGGAAGUCCAACCCAAACUCUCAAAAGUUCGCCAGGCUAUCCAUGUGCCUGCCCGCAGGAGAGUAGCGCCAGCAACAGGUCUGGUUACCCAAACAGCCCCCAGAAUAGCAGCGUGUUUCGGCGGUUCCUGUGGCGAAUAAGAGAGAGAUGGAAACUACUUGGCCUUUUUGAGAUCGACUCUGGACACGAGCAUUAUCAGCUGACGUGCAUGAUUAAGGAAGGGCUUCACCAUGCCAUCCAGCUCUCCAUCGACCACCCUUCCAGGAAACCCCUAAAGGAGGAAGAUUAUUCGUCUGUGGUGACCCAGACCCAUGAGGGCUUUGAAAUGGACACCAUCGCAGGUCCUGUCUUUGCCCACUUUCGACACUUCCUGGGCCUGGCAGAAAAGGAUUACCAGAACUCCUUGAGUUCCAAAAGCUGCUUCCUACAGUUCAUCAGUAACUCCAAGAGCAAAGCAAACUUCUUCCUGACAAAUGACAAGCGUUUCUUCCUGAAGACCCAAGAAAAGCGAGAGAUCCAAUUCCUGCUCUCCAAGCUGGCCCUCUACAUUCAUCACCUCCAUGAAUACCCCCAUUCCCUGCUUGUCAAGUUUCUGGGGAUCCACAGCAUCAAAAUAGCCCGGGGAAAGAAGAAAUACUUCAUCAUCAUGCAGAGUGUCUUCUACCCUGAUGAGAGAAUUUCUGAAAGGUAUGACAUUAAGGGGUGCCAACUGAGCCGCUGGACAGAACCUCUGCCUGCAGAGAGCCAAAUUAUCCUGGUGCUAAAGGAUCUCAACUUUGAGGGACGCAUCAUCUCUCUGGGGUCCCACCGGAACUGGUUUCUCAAGCAGAUAGAGCUGGACACAGCCUUCCUGCGUGACCUCAACGUUCUGGACUACAGCCUCCUGGUCGCCUUUCAGAAGCUCCACUCAGAUGAGAAGCAACAAAGCAAGAAUAUUUUGACUCGUAUAGCCAGGUCUGUGCAUGGGGCGUGGGGCGAGGCUUCCACAAUGCCUUACAUGGAUUCCGAAACGCUGACCAAGCACCUGAGGUACCACCCUCCCGUCUCCAUCAACAAGAAGGGCUCUUACAACCUGCGGGCCCACAACUGCCGCCUGCUGCCCGACGCCCACAACGCCUUGCACACCCUGGACGGUCCGGAACACCGCUACUUCAUAGGGAUCAUCGACUUCUUCACCGUCUACAACCUCCGCAAACGCAUCGAGUUCCUGUGGAAGUCCCUUCUGCACCCCACCCGGACCUUCUCCACCGUCAACCCGGCGCACUACGCCAGCCGCCUCUGCCGUUGGGUGGACGCGCACACCGUGUGACGGGGCCUGCGGUCCCUCCCUGGACUGCUCCCCUGCGCCGCCAGGGGGCGGCCUUGGCUCAAAAGACCCGCCUCCUCCCGGGGAGGCUGUGCGCUUGGAAUGAUACUUUCCCGGCUUUCCUGAUUCCCAUUUCGUUCUUCUCAAACACCCCAGGAAGCGAGAGCGUAGCGGGAAGAGCCCGGACUGAACGUUAGGAUACCAGCAGUUCUAGCCCCACCUCUGCCUCUAAUUUACUAUGCUUCCUUCA
Antechinus flavipes (yellow-footed antechinus) is the source of this 2430-nucleotide messenger RNA. RefSeq names its product phosphatidylinositol-4-phosphate 5-kinase like 1 (gene PIP5KL1). The record is from RefSeq and is a predicted model, not a curated record. Gene Ontology annotation, biological process: phosphatidylinositol metabolic process. Bases 744 to 2183 code for a protein of 479 amino acids. The transcript has 12 exons. Gene Ontology annotation, molecular function: phosphatidylinositol kinase activity. Lineage: Eukaryota; Metazoa; Chordata; Mammalia; Dasyuromorphia; Dasyuridae.